Messenger RNA from Marchantia polymorpha subsp. ruderalis, 735 nucleotides. Lineage: Eukaryota; Viridiplantae; Streptophyta; Marchantiopsida; Marchantiales; Marchantiaceae. The record is from the annotation of a GenBank genome assembly.
UCCGAUCAUAACGGUUUCAUCCAUGUACUCAUUGAUUGAUGUUUUUUCAUCCCUAUUCGGGCCAUUUUCUCUUUAUGAAUACUUGCCCUUUACACGAGGAAACAGAGUAUUGGCAUAAAGUUGAGUGAUUACGUGAAAUGUUGUUAUUCAAAAAACAGGAUAUGAUAAGUUUAUUCGAUGGAUAUCAAAAUCUGCCAUGUCUGACAAAAGGUCGUCUAGAUUUGCGCAUUGGCCGUUCCAUCGAGUGUGGCAGGUUUUCCUGGGAAUGGCUUUUGAGGACGUCUAUUUGGUUUUCCAAGUGUGGGUCUACUUCAUGUCUUGGAUCACGAAAUGUCUCCAGCCUUUGAACAUUCUUGUCCAGCCAGCGCCACAGGGACCUGAUGGAGUAGAAAGUGCGAGCGAUGCCAGUACUGUAUUAUAAUCCAAGUUGACGAAUCUUGAGGGCGUGGGUCGUCAUCACGAUAACCUCGCCAAGCCCAGAAGGUCAUGAUUUCCUCUAAGGCUCGGCAAGGCUACCAUGGAGCAUCCUUCCUUUUGGAAAAGGACCGAAACAAAGAGUGGAAAAAUUCGACCUUCCCCUGCCAGAAGGAUACAUGUGCCCCGCAAUAUUCUUCGAAAAGUAUGAGAAUUCCACCCUCCCCACCUGGCGGAUCGAGUUUCCUAGAGUAUAACGUGAACGCAGUCUUAGGCCAGCAGGUUUAAUGUGUGGCCACGACUCACUCCCUCACUCAUAAA